Messenger RNA from Trachemys scripta elegans, 1080 nucleotides. RefSeq names its product olfactory receptor 4D2-like. Gene Ontology annotation, molecular function: olfactory receptor activity; G protein-coupled receptor activity. Bases 1 to 1080 code for a protein of 359 amino acids. Gene Ontology annotation, cellular component: membrane. Gene Ontology annotation, biological process: G protein-coupled receptor signaling pathway. The transcript is spliced from 2 exons. The record is from RefSeq and is a predicted model, not a curated record. Lineage: Eukaryota; Metazoa; Chordata; Testudines; Emydidae.
AUGAAGCAGGGCCCCUAUUCUGCACCACUGUGUGGGGAUUUCAUCUGUGGGGAACUUGGAGCUGUGGAGGGAGAACUCGUCAACACCCAUUGGGAGCUGCAGAUAGAAGCAGAGAAUAUUUUAAAUACACAAAAUGGACCACAGAACCUCACCACUACAGUGACAGAAUUUGUCCUCCUGGGACUUACCCAGAGUCCUGACCUGCAGAUAUUCCUCUUCAUCAUCUUCUUCAUAGUCUACCUGACAACCUGGCUGGGAAACUUCACCAUCAUCACCACAGUGAUCACUGACCACCGGCUCCACACCCCCAUGUACUUCCUUCUGGCCAACUUGGCUUUCCUAGAUGUCAGUGACUCAUCAGUCACUACUCCCAAAUUGCUGUUGGGUCUUCUCAAUCAGCGCAAAACCAUCUCAUUCAACGAGUGCAUCCUCCAGAUGUUCUUCUAUCACUUCAUCGGGGGUGCAAUGGCAUUUUUCCUUGUGGGGAUGGCAAUUGAUCGGUAUGUGGCCAUCCAUAAACCAUUGAAAUACUUGAUUAUCAUGAACCAUAGUAUGUGCAUGGGGCUGGUGGCAUUGGCAUGGCUGGGUGGAUUCACUCACUCUGCUGUUCAAAUGGGGCUACUCCUCCAGCUACCAUUCUGUGGGCCGAACAUCCUGGACAAUUUCUAUUGUGAUGUCCCACAAGUCAUCAAACUGGCCUGCACUGACACCCAUGUGGUUGAGCUGCAGAUGGUCUUCAAUGGUGGAGUGCUCCUUGUGGUCGUAUUCAUCAUUCUGCUCAUUUCCUACAUUAUCAUCUUAGUCAAGAUCAGGACACACGUCACAGAUGGGAAGCACAAGGCUCUGUCCACCUGUGGAACCCAGAUUGCCGUGGUGUGUUUAAUAUUCAUACCCAGCAUCUUCAUCUACGCUCGCCCCUUCAAGAAGUUCACCCUGGACAAGGUGGUCUCAGUCAUUUACACUGUAAUCACCCCAAUGCUGAACCCAAUGAUCUACACGCUGAGAAAUGCUGAGAUGAAAAAUGCCAUCAGGAGACUGAUAAGCAGAAUGCUGUUCUCAGGGAAGAAACUAAAGACAUAA